AUGAUCCUGAUGAGUAUUCAUAUUACUGGCAUUACUUCGGAGCUUCGGAGUUAUUUUAAUAGGAAGAGUGGAGGUGGAUCUGUUAUGGUGGAGACAGCUAUUGGUUUCAACAGGCAAGUGGGUUUCAUCUUUCUAGAUGGUCGGCAAAACUCGUCUAAAUACAUGGAAACACUAAGAGACCAUCUCAUGCCAUUUGCAGAAAACAUUAAAGGACAGAAUAGGAUGUACCAGAAUGACAAUGUUCCCAUUCAUACUUCUAAUAUUACAAAUAAGUACUUAGACAUGGAAAAUGUCACUGUUUCUGAGUGGCGACCAAUAAGCGACGAUUUUAUCCAGAUCGAAAAUGUGCAGGGUACUAUGUCUCGGCGAGUUUGCGAAAAUGAAAGGCAAUUUUCUUCUGUGAAUUCCUUAAAAGCAGCCAUCUAG
Molecule: messenger RNA, 426 nt
Organism: Stegodyphus dumicola
Lineage: Eukaryota; Metazoa; Arthropoda; Arachnida; Araneae; Eresidae
Source: RefSeq, a predicted model, not a curated record